AUGCAGCGGCGGGGGCCCGGGCUCCGGAGAGCCGUCCUGGCGGCGCUCCUGGCCGCCCUCCUCGGGCCGGGCCGGCCCCCGGGCGCUCCGGGAGGGCCGCGCGGAGGAGGCGGCCCCGCCGGCCGGGCCCGAGGCCGCUCGCCGCCCAUGUGCUCCGGCCAGACGGAGAUCAAGGACACCUUCAAGUACAUCAACACCGUGGUGUCCGCCCUCGUCUUCGUGCUGGGCAUCAUCGGCAACUCCACCCUGCUGAGGAUCAUCUACAAGAACAAGUGCAUGCGGAACGGGCCCAACAUCCUCAUCGCCAGCCUGGCCCUCGGGGACCUCGUGCACAUCCUCGUCGACAUCCCCGUCAACGUCUACAAGCUCCUUGCAGAGGACUGGCCCUUUGGGCUAGAAAUGUGCAAACUGGUGCCCUUCAUUCAAAAGGCCUCCGUGGGAAUCACCGUGCUAAGUUUAUGCGCUCUGAGCAUUGAUAGGUAUAGAGCUGUUGCUUCCUGGAGUAGAAUUAAAGGAAUUGGAGUUCCAAAAUGGACCGCGGUAGAAAUUGUUUUGAUCUGGGUGGUUUCAGUUAUUCUGGCUGUCCCCGAAGCCAUUGGUUUUGAUAUGAUUGCUAUGGAUUACAAAGGAAAAUCUCUUCGAAUCUGUUUCCUUCAUCCUACCCAGAAAACACCUUUUAUGCAGUUUUACAAGGCAUCUAAAGACUGGUGGCUAUUUAGCUUCUAUUUCUGCUUACCACUGGCUAUAACUGCGUUUUUCUAUACACUAAUGACCUGUGAGAUGUUGAGGAAGAAAAGUGGCAUGCAAAUUGCCUUAAAUGACCAUCUAAAGCAGAGACGUGAAGUGGCCAAAACUGUCUUCUGCCUGGUGCUUGUUUUUGCUCUGUGUUGGCUUCCCCUUCACCUCAGCAGGAUUUUGAAGCUUACUAUUUACGAUCAAAGCGAUCCCAAUAGAUGUGAGCUUUUGAGCUUUUUACUGGUUUUGGACUACAUUGGUAUCAAUAUGGCUUCACUGAAUUCCUGCAUUAACCCAAUAGCUCUGUACUUGGUGAGCAAAAGAUUCAAAAACUGCUUUAAGUUAUGUUUGUGUUGUUGGUGCCAAUCUUUUGAAGAAAAGCAAUCCUUGGAGGAGAAGCAGUCCUGCUUAAAGUUCAAAGCUAACGAUCAUGGAUAUGACAACUUCCGCUCCAGUAAUAAGUACAGCUCGUCAUGAAAGAAGGGGUAGACAUUUACAUUUCAAUUCUUUCUUUUAGACAGAAUUGUUAUUCAAAUAAUGGGGCAUUUGAAAAGACCUGGUUUGGUGUUUGCACACAGAGACACACACACACACACACACACAAAUAGUAUGUGAUUGCUAUCAUAGCAUUCAUAAUUACGCAAGGAAUCCUUGACUGCUUACCACACAUUGAAGGGAGAGAAAAAGAAAAAAGAGCCCCUCAUCAUUAAGCACUUAAACUCUUUGAUGUUAGCACUUCUCAAUUUUAAUAACUUCCCGAAAAUGAGUAUACCAUUUCUAGUCCUCGUGAAUUUUACUCAGAACUCUCAUUUAGGAAGAUGUGGAGAUUUUAAAUUGAUUUGAAUUCAACAUCGAAUGCAAAGGAACAGUCAGUCUUUGUAAAGCAGAUUAACACAUUACUCAAUUAGGGAUUUUUUUUGAAAUCCUAGAAAUAAUUUACUAGGAAUGUAACACUACUGACUAGAUGAUAAUAGAGAAAGAAAAUUAAAGUGUACACGAGUAGUUUAAGCAAAAUUUUGGUUUUUUGGAGACUAAAAGCACACUUAAAUUGUUAAGCGAAUGUGAGAAAACAUAAUCUAAAUAGUGGGCUGAAUGUGAAUACCCUGAAAAAUGUCAGAAUCCAGUGUAUUGAGGAAAAAGGGAGAAAAGUUUGGAGUUUUGUUUCAACAGAGCUUUUAGAGGCUUAGGUGUCUCUUAAUAGAACUCCCUCAUUUUUCCCGCCAAGAUUUCUGCAACAAUCCUUCCACUUCACAACUGAAUUUUAGGACAAAGUUAGAUCAAUUUUGGCAUCUGUAAAUAUGUUGAUGAACAUAACUAAAUGUUGAUUUUUAAACUGAGGGCAGGUCCCAUUAUUAAUACCUUUAAAUAGAGAAAUUCCCGUAACAAAUACGUGUAUUGCCUGGAGCAAUGUACACGAUGAAUGAUCAAACAACCUCCCUUUUAUACUUCAAUCACUUCAUAGUUAUGAUACAAAAGCUGUUUGAAAUCAUCACUUUGGGAGCUUAAGAUGCUAAUUGACUAGUGAAUAUUUCCUCACUAUCUAAUGUCCCUCCAUGAGUUUAACAUUUUUUUUCCCGUAUUAAUGAUUCUGAAGUGAAAAAUACUUUUCACUACAGAAUAUGUACCCUGCUUAGUACUUCCCUCUACUUUCCCAUUUGCCUUUUAAAACCACAAAAUUCCCUCUCUUAUUCUUUCAUCAGUUAAGUGCCUUGGGUAUGCAUAAGAUUAAGCAUAGGAGUCCAAGAAAAAUUAAGAAGAAAGAAAAGUAGGAAAUGAGUUGGGAUGGGAGGUAAAACCACAAAAACAGAGUUUCAUUCUUGGCCUGAGGGCAUGCCUGCCCUGGGUAUAAAACUGCAAAUGUUUUCUAUUUCAAAUCCAGAAUAACACUGUGCAAUUUACUGAAGAGUUACCCUGGGAACAAAUCAGACAAGAGCUUUGACCUACUUCUAAAAUAUCACUGAGUAUAUGAUUUUUUUGGGGGGAGGGGGAUAGGAAGGGGAGGGACGGUCGGCAGAGAGGAAAGGGGGUAACUAGGACCACAUGUAGGAAAUAAGCUACCAGUGUUGUUUCUUGCCAGCACUUAAACUGAUGAUAAAAUAGGCCAAAACAUCCAUUUGAGGUCAUAAAAACUAGGUUAGUCCAUGGAAUACCUAUUUUACUUUCACAUUCACCAGGGAACAAACAUCAUUCAUCCAUUUUAUUAACAUCCCUUUUUUUCCUAUGAUCAUAAAAUACAGUUCAGGCAUUAAUGAUGGGUACAUUUUGAAUUCUAAAUUAGAUACUGGUCAGUGUUAUUUUCAUGAAGUAAUUUGAAAACAUUUUCAUUUCUAUUUAAAUUAUAGCUGUUGUAUUUAAUAAUCAUGUAACAUUUGUUUUUCCUGCACUAUUUCCUUGCUAAGCCAGACAUUGAAAUGCAGUAUUAAUAUAAUGGGGUUCCACUUUCAUUCCAAGCAAAAAUUUCUGAUAAAAAUGAAUAGUGGGAGUUGGUUGCCAAAUCUGAAAGCUUGUAGACAAGGAACAUGUGCAGGUCUUUAUUUAGCAAAUUCACAUUUUUUAUACUUUUUCCAAAAGGGAGUUUCAGUAUUAUCCAAGCUAAUGAUAAGGGAUAUUUGUGUUUGCCAUGUCAACUUGAGUGGAAAAGAAUAGUAUUUCUUGGUACAGUUGAAACCAGUAUAAGGUAUUACUUUGACAAUAAGUUUCCAAAUAGUGUGUAAAUUCAAAGUUAUUUGCCAAUUUCAGAAGUUGUGGAGCACAGCAGGGGUACAUUCAUUCAAUCGUAUUUAUUGAGCACUUAGUGUGUGCCGAGCACUGUACUAAGCAUUUGGAAAGUACAAUUCGGGGUUGAAAAAGGAGCACUGAAAAAGAAGCAGCUCAAAAAUAUAAAAUGCUAGUGCAAAUUCUCCUUUUGAAUUUUUUUUGGUGGUUUUUUAUGAUAUUUGUUAAACGCUUACUAUGUGCCAAGCACUGUACUAAGUGCCAGGGUAGAUAUAAUCAGGUUGGACACAGUCCCUGUCCCACACGAGGCUCACAGUCAAAGUGUCAGGGAUAACUGAAUGUCUCUUAGACUGUUUAUAGCUUAGUAAGGAAACACUGUAUCUAACUGAAAGUAUAUGGUCAUUUCUUUAUAAAAUUGUAUAUAACCAUGUAAAAUAAUUUUAUAUUUUUUGCUUUUUAAAGUUUCAGUUACUUUAGAUCUUGAGUGAUUACUAUGUAAACAACAUGAACUAUCAAUAAAAUUAUUUUAAUUGCUCAUUUUAAAAGAGG
Molecule: messenger RNA, 3999 nt
Organism: Ornithorhynchus anatinus (platypus)
Lineage: Eukaryota; Metazoa; Chordata; Mammalia; Monotremata; Ornithorhynchidae
Gene: EDNRB
Product: endothelin receptor type B
Exons: 8
Coding region: 1-1212 (403 amino acids)
Biological process (GO): G protein-coupled receptor signaling pathway; enteric nervous system development; regulation of blood pressure
Cellular component (GO): membrane
Molecular function (GO): endothelin receptor activity
Source: RefSeq, a predicted model, not a curated record